AUGGAGUGAGUAGGCAGACAGCGUUCAGUCAGGCAUCAGGGCUGGAGGAUAGAGACUGCUGGAGGACAGACAGACAGACAGACGGAUAGCUACGCUAAGGUCUGAGGCAAUGUGUGGGAAGCUGCACGCCACAAACGACAACCUCUAACGGAGAGAAGGAAAGAUCAGUGUCGGCAUGGAGAUGAAAAGGAUUUCCUCCACUCCCCUCACUCUCACCCAGUCUCUCCCUGCCAUGGUUUUUAUGGGAUGUAUUCUCUGCUGGAGGACCGGCCAUCGAGCCCGGCCUCGACUCGGCAGGUCUCCGGAGGAAGCGUGGCCUCGUCGGGGGAAAGUUUGCUCGGCGGCGAGAUGAUUCGGCAGUUUCCAGUGUGGUCAUGAGACUCUGUGACUCACACACACACACACACACGCAUACACACAAACUAACACUCGGAGCAACAACAUCCACCGUCCUGCUCUACUGUCCGCCCUCCUUCACCCGGGGUAAGAACCGAGCCGAGCUACAGGGUCUUCAGGGCUUCUUAUCAACCUCGUCUUUCCCGCCUCACAACCCACUAUUCAAGGCUCUGAGUUUACUGCUUGAUGAGGACGUUUGACAUAAUGACCAGUGACCGAUGGGUUAGUGUGAUACCGAGGUGCAAGGGUCACACGCAUGCGGGCCUGGCUCAACCCUCCAGAGAUCCACCAGGUGGAGCCGCCCCGUCAAACUCCAGCGUGGGUGGUGUCCUCUAGGGUCCUGGAUGGAAGGUGACGGGGGAAAACCCGUGGAGCAUGCUACAACCAUGGAGGAACAAGGUGGAGGAGUCGGGGCCCAGCCCGCUGGGGAUCCAGGGGGGCCAGGGGCCCACGCCACUGGGGGCCCACUGGGGGCCCACUCUGCAGGGGGUGCGGAGCCCGUCUGAUGGGGGGGUGGGGGGGUUCAGUGGACUUGAUGUAAGGAGGAGUCUGAAGAUGACGCAGUAGAGCGCUGCAAGGAUUUCCUGUAUAGGGCGGCGGACGGAUACAACUCUGCCGACGCACUCCGGCCGAAUCCGAGGAGAUUUCCCUGAGCGGCGGAGUGAUCCGAGCAGUUCCAAGUCAAUGUGGAUCCGCAGCCAGGGAGAACAUGGCGACUUCACUGCAUGAGGGGCCCGCAAACCAACUCGAUCUGCUCAUCAGAGCAGUGGAGGCGUCUGUCCAUGGCAGCCGUCUCCUUUGCUCGGACAAGACCAUCGAGGCUGCGGAGGCUCUGCUGCACAUGGACUCUCCCUCCAGCCUCAGGGGAGGCCGCAGUCCAGAUGCUUUUGUCCCGCCGUGCGUCGCCACGCCGGACUUCCUGCACGCCGCCAUGCGGCCCGACAUGAUGACGGAGUCGGAGGUGGAGGUGUCCACCGAGGACUUCUGUGAGGAGGAGGAGGAGGAGGAAGAUGACGAAGAGGAGGAGGAAGAGAUGGAGAUGCAGGAGGAACCCGAGCCAGAACCCGUGAGGAAGAGAAAAGUGGGACGAAAGGCCAAGUCGGCUAACGUCAGUGGCUCCCCGGACCUCGGCGUCAAGAAGAAGCCAAGAGAAGGAAAAGCGGGCAGUACCACCUACCUGUGGGAGUUCCUGCUGGAGCUGCUGCAGGACAAGAACACCUGCCCCCGGUUCAUCAAGUGGACCCAGCGGGAGAAGGGCAUCUUCAAGCUGGUGGACUCCAAGGCCGUGUCCAAGCUGUGGGGCAAACACAAGAACAAGCCCGACAUGAACUACGAGACCAUGGGCCGAGCCUUACGGUACUACUACCAGCGAGGCAUCCUGGCCAAGGUGGAGGGCCAGCGGCUGGUCUACCAGUUCAAGGAGAUGCCCAAGGACAUCGUGAUCAUCGACGACGACCACGCCGACGGCCACGCCGCCGAACUCGUCGCCUUCUCCCCGGCGCCGCCGGCGGCGUACGAGCGCGUCCCCCCCCCGACCGACAUGCUGCUCCAGGUGACGGAGGUCUCCUCCUCCAGCAGCAAGAAGCCCAACAUCCUGAGGGGCGGCGGCCGGGCGGGCGCCGUCGCCGCGGCGAUGGCGGCGGCGGCGGCGCACACCCCCGUCGCCGGGGACAACAAGGCGGGGGCGCUGGGCGGGGGAGGGGCGGUGGCCAUGGCGGCCGGCGGCCCCCGGAUCGUGACGGUGUCCGGCGGCGACGGGAGCCAGAUGCAGCACUCGCACACGGCCAUCAUCCCCACGGCCUCGGGGCCCAGGACGGUGAGGGUGGCCAUGCAGAUGCCCGUCGUCAUGGCGACGUCCAUGGGCCAGAAGAUCUCGACGAUGAGCUUGGGGCGGGGGCCCGGGACCCCCGGACACCCCACCCUCCUGACCAACGGCUCCCCCAUCGGCACGGCGACCGGCAGCAGUGGCUCCUCCCAGCAGAAGGUCAUGAUCCAGACCCUCCCCACCAUGGUUCCGGCCACGGCGGAGAACGGCGACAAGAUCACCGUGCAGCUGGCCAAGAUCAUCACCAUCCCCUGCCAGCUGCAGGCGCCCGGGAGCUGCACCGGGGGGCGCCACUCCCAGGCCGGCAUCAGCCUCUUCGGGGGCCCGCUCACCGUGCGCGCCCUGGCCCCCGUCGCCAUGGGCCCCGGCACGCAGGUGAUGCGGCUGGCCGUGCCCUCCCAGGGCCACCCACAGACUCUGGUGUCCACGGCGGGCGGGGGCGUGGCGGGCGCCGUGGUCACCGUGUCCACGGCCUGCCAGACCCUCCAGGCGCCCCCGCACAUCAUCAGCGGCAUCAUCAAGGCCACCGACCUGGUGAUGGGGUAUCGGGCCCCCGGGGGCCCGAAGGCGGGGUCCGUCCCGGCGCCGGCUGCGGCGGCCCCGUCCCAGCAACCGGCCGAGGAGGAGAGAAAGACGAGGGAGGUGGUCUUCGUCCAGAGCAUCGUUAAGGCAGAGGAGGUCGAAUGUCCAGUGUGAGUGAGCCUGGUUGUGUGUGUGUGUGUGUGUGUGUGUUUGUUUGAGUG
Molecule: messenger RNA, 2964 nt
Organism: Gadus chalcogrammus (walleye pollock)
Lineage: Eukaryota; Metazoa; Chordata; Actinopteri; Gadiformes; Gadidae
Product: ETS-related transcription factor Elf-2-like
Exons: 11
Coding region: 1106-2917 (603 amino acids)
Biological process (GO): cell differentiation; regulation of transcription by RNA polymerase II
Cellular component (GO): nucleus
Molecular function (GO): sequence-specific DNA binding; DNA-binding transcription factor activity, RNA polymerase II-specific
Source: RefSeq, a predicted model, not a curated record